UUAGGGCAUGAUAUCCACUUCCAUGACAAGAAGAUUGCUCUGCUGGAAGCUGGUCCUAGGAAGGAGUAUGAUCACCUGCCAGACAGUUACAGUAACAGGGUCAGUUCCAUCUCCCCGGGAUCAGCAACCCUCCUGAGCAGUUUUGGAGCCUGGGAUCAUGUUUGCAGCCUGAGACUCAAACCGUUCCGGAGAAUGCAGGUGUGGGAUGCUUGUUCUGAAGCCAUGAUCGUUUUUGAGAAAGAUGACUUAGAUGACAUGGGUUACAUAGUGGAGAAUGAUGUCAUUAUGUCUGCUCUCACAAAACAGUUAGAUGCAGUAGCAGACCGGGUGGAGGUUUUCUACGGGAGCAGAGCAGUGGGGUAUACCUGGCCCCUUCCCUCUCACAGCCGUGACACAAGCCCUUGGGUGCAAAUUGAGUUAGCUGAUGGACGCAGACUUCAGACCAAACUGCUGAUUGGUGCGGACGGUCAUAACUCUGUAGUCCGGAAGGAAGCUGAAAUUAAUAACAUUGAGCAUCGGUACGACCAGUCAGCUCUCGUGGCAACUCUUCAUUUGUCUGAGGCCACAGACAAUAACGUAGCAUGGCAGAGGUUCCUUCCCACAGGGCCAAUUGCACUUCUUCCGCUGUCUGACACCGCCAGCUCCCUGGUCUGGUCUACAUCUCAUCAACAUGCAUUGGAACUUCUCACUAUGGAUGAGGAAAGUUUUGUGGAUAGUGUCAACUCUGCCUUUUGGAGCAAUGUAAACCACUCUGACUUCAUCAAUACUGCUGGGGCCGUGUUUCGAUCUGCCAUUUCCUUCCUGAAACCCUCAGGGUCUGCGGUCCGCCAGCUGCCCCCCAGCGUUGCUAAAGUAGAUCCAGAGAGCCGAGCCAUGUUCCCCCUCGGCAUGGGGCAUGCCACAGAGUAUGUCCAGCACCGCGUGGCUCUGAUCGGGGAUGCAGCGCACAGAGUCCACCCACUUGCAGGACAAGGUGUAAACCUGGGCUUUGGCGAUAUUGCAUGUUUAGCUCAUCACCUCAGUGCAGCAGCCUUCAACGGGAGCGAUCUGGGCUCCUUAAAACAUCUCUUAAAGUUUGAGACAGAACGUCAGAGGCACAAUGUCUCCUUGAUAGCUGCCAUCGAUGUGCUAAAGAGGCUUUACUCCACGCGGCUGGCUCCCUUGGUGUUGCUGAGGACAUGGGGAUUACAAGCAACAAAUGCCCUGCCUCCUGUCAAAGAGCAAAUCGUGGCUUUUGCCAGCAAGUGAUCUGUUGUCAGCUUGGAACGGCUGCUUGCCAGUGAAUGCACUGCCCUUAUAAGGACUGGGACUGACUUCAAUUUUUGAAUUGUGUUAUUUUAAUUUGACAAUAAAACUGAGGGAUUGAGCUGUGUAUUACAUCA
Molecule: messenger RNA, 1382 nt
Organism: Antrostomus carolinensis (chuck-will's-widow)
Lineage: Eukaryota; Metazoa; Chordata; Aves; Caprimulgiformes; Caprimulgidae
Gene: COQ6
Product: coenzyme Q6, monooxygenase
Exons: 11
Biological process (GO): ubiquinone biosynthetic process
Cellular component (GO): mitochondrion
Molecular function (GO): 4-hydroxy-3-all-trans-polyprenylbenzoate oxygenase activity; FAD binding
Source: RefSeq, a predicted model, not a curated record